AGGUUGUCAGCAACUAGCCAUUCACUGACACCUCAAAGUGAUAUGGACUCCAGUAGCUCUGAAGAAUUCUAUCAGGCCGUUCACCAUGCUGAGCAAACCUUCAGAAAAAUGGAAAGUUAUUUGAAACAACAGCAACUCUGUGAUGUUAUCCUCAUUGUUGGGAACCGAAAGAUACCUGCGCACAGGCUCGUCCUGAGCUCAGUCUCCGACUAUUUUGCUGCCAUGUUUACAAGUGAUGUUUGUGAAGCCAAGCAAGAGGAGAUCAAGAUGGAAGGCAUAGACCCCAAUGCCCUCUGGGACCUUGUCCAGUUUGCAUAUACAGGUUGCUUGGAGUUAAAGGAAGACACCAUUGAAAACCUUCUUGCUGCAGCGUGCCUUCUUCAGCUCCCUCAAGUAGUAGAAGUGUGCUGCCACUUCCUCAUGAAGCUGUUGCACCCAUCCAACUGUUUGGGGAUCCGAGCCUUCGCAGAUGCUCAAGGAUGCAUUGAAUUAAUGAAGGUGGCCCACAGCUACACAAUGGAAAACAUAAUGGAAGUUAUGAGAAAUCAAGAGUUUUUACUGCUUCCAGCUGAGGAGCUCCAUAAACUCCUGGCCAGCGAUGAUGUAAAUGUCCCUGAUGAAGAAACCAUCUUCCAUGCAUUAAUGAUGUGGGUCAAGUAUGACAUGCAGAGGAGAUGCAACGACUUGAGUAUGCUUCUUGCCUUUAUAAGACUGCCACUGCUUCCGCCACAGAUAUUGGCUGACUUAGAAAACCAUGCAUUAUUUAAGAAUGAUCUGGAAUGUCAAAAACUGAUUCUGGAAGCAAUGAAAUAUCAUCUAUUGCCAGAAAGAAGAACUUUAAUGCAAAGUCCAAGAACUAAACCUAGAAAAUCUACAGUUGGAACUUUGUAUGCUGUAGGAGGAAUGGAUAACAACAAAGGAGCUACAACCAUAGAGAAAUAUGACCUCAGAACAAAUUUGUGGAUCCAGGCAGGAAUGAUGAAUGGCAGGAGACUGCAGUUUGGUGUGGCUGUUAUUGAUGACAAACUCUUUGUAAUUGGAGGUCGAGAUGGCUUAAAGACAUUGAACACUGUUGAAUGUUACAAUCCCAAAACCAAGACUUGGACUGUCUUACCACCAAUGUCAACACAUAGACAUGGUCUAGGUGUAACAGUUCUUGAAGGCCCUAUUUAUGCUGUGGGAGGCCAUGAUGGCUGGAGCUAUCUGAAUACGGUGGAGAGGUGGGACCCCCAGAGUCAGCAAUGGACAUUUGUAGCCAGUAUGUCCAUUGCCCGAAGCACAGUUGGUGUAGCGGCUUUGAAUGGCAAGUUAUAUUCAGUUGGAGGUCGUGAUGGAAGUUCCUGUUUGAGUUCAAUGGAAUACUAUGAUCCUCAUACAAAUAAGUGGAACAUGUGUGCUCCAAUGUGUAAGAGGAGAGGAGGUGUUGGAGUGGCCACGUGCGAUGGUUUUCUCUAUGCAGUAGGAGGUCAUGACGCUCCUGCUUCAAAUCACUGUUCCAGGUUACUAGAUUAUGUAGAAAGAUAUGAUCCCAAAACAGACACAUGGACCAUGGUGGCUCCUUUGAGUAUGCCCAGAGAUGCUGUUGGAGUCUGUCUCCUUGGUGACAGGUUAUAUGCCGUUGGUGGCUAUGAUGGGCAGACAUACCUCAACACUAUGGAAUCCUAUGAUCCACAAACAAAUGAGUGGACACAGACUAGCAAAAUUGCUGGCACGGAGUAA
Molecule: messenger RNA, 1719 nt
Organism: Lynx canadensis (Canada lynx)
Lineage: Eukaryota; Metazoa; Chordata; Mammalia; Carnivora; Felidae
Product: kelch-like protein 1
Exons: 10
Coding region: 43-1719 (558 amino acids)
Molecular function (GO): protein binding
Source: RefSeq, a predicted model, not a curated record